Molecule: messenger RNA, 869 nt
Organism: Vombatus ursinus (common wombat)
Lineage: Eukaryota; Metazoa; Chordata; Mammalia; Diprotodontia; Vombatidae
Gene: FCF1
Product: FCF1 rRNA-processing protein
Exons: 8
Coding region: 86-682 (198 amino acids)
Cellular component (GO): nucleolus; small-subunit processome
Source: RefSeq, a predicted model, not a curated record
GUUUCGUGUUGCCGGAAGUCGAGGAGAUUGACGCAGAAAGUGUGGGCCGCUCUUCAGAUCUCGGAGUGUGAAGGCUUCUAGUAACAUGGGGAAGCAAAAGAAAGCGAGGAAAUACGCGACCAUGAAGCGAAUGCUUAGUUUACGAGAUGAGAGAUUAAAAGAAAAAGAUCGAUUAAAACCAAAAAAGAAAGAGAAGAAAGAUCCCAGUGCUCUCAAAGAAAGAGAAGUUCCCCAGCACCCGUCCUGCUUGUUCUUCCAAUAUAACACACAGUUGGGACCCCCUUACUACAUCUUGGUUGAUACCAACUUUAUCAACUUCUCCAUCAAAGCCAAGUUGGACUUAGUGCAGUCAAUGAUGGAUUGUCUAUAUGCCAAGUGCAUUCCCUGCAUAACUGACUGUGUAAUGGCUGAAAUUGAAAAACUGGGACAGAAGUAUCGAGUAGCCCUGAGGAUUGCCAAGGACCCACGCUUUGAACGCUUGCCGUGCUCACACAGAGGAACAUAUGCAGAUGAUUGCUUAGUCCAGAGGGUCACUCAGCAUAAGUGUUACAUUGUGGCUACAGUUGAUCGAGACCUUAAACGAAGAAUCCGGAAGAUCCCUGGAGUUCCUAUCAUGUACAUUUCUAAUCAUAGGUAUAACAUCGAGAGAAUGCCGGAUGAUUAUGGAGCCCCUCGAUUGUAACAUCAAGAGACUGAACUUCUGUGAUGGCAGUCUACAAAACACCAUUCUAGUCCAUUACUUGUCGUAUUGUAUAAAAUGGGGUUAUAGAGAUUUACUUUUUUGUCCUGUUCUGAAAUGAUUUUUGUAUCUUAAUGAAAAACUCAUUUAAUUUAUACAUAAAUCACUUCUGUCCAGUCAUUUCUAUAGA